Molecule: messenger RNA, 853 nt
Organism: Rhodotorula graminis WP1
Lineage: Eukaryota; Fungi; Basidiomycota; Microbotryomycetes; Sporidiobolales; Sporidiobolaceae
Exons: 5
Coding region: 7-834 (275 amino acids)
Molecular function (GO): oxidoreductase activity, acting on the CH-OH group of donors, NAD or NADP as acceptor
Source: RefSeq, a predicted model, not a curated record
CCCGCCAUGGCCCUCGCCGCCUCCAACCUCCUCCGGAACCGCGUCGUCGCCAUCACGGGCGCAAGCCAGGGCAUCGGCCGCGGCAUCGCCCUCGGCUGCGCUCAAGCUGGCGCCAACGUCGUCGUGCACCACCUCGGCACCGACUCGACCACCCGCGACGCGCGCCACCUCGUCCGCGAGCUCGACGACCUCCGCCAGCGCGCUGCAGGACCAGCACCGCACGCCGGCCCACCAGCCGCGAUCGAGGUCUCGGGCGACAUCAGCGACCCAAAGACCGCCGACGCCAUCGUCGACGCGACCGUCGCAGCGUACGGCCGCCUCGACGGCCUCGUGAGCAACGCGGGCGUGUGCCCCUUCUUCUCGUUCCUCGACAUCCCGCACGACGUGUGGCGCUCGACCCGCAGCAUCAACCUCGACGGCGCUUUUUACGUCGUCCAGGCCGCCGCGAGGCAGAUGCGCGCCCAGGAGCCCCAGGGCGGCGCAAUCGUCGCCGUGUCGAGCAUCUCGGCGCUCGUCGGCGGCGGCCAGCAGGCGCACUACACGCCGACAAAGGCCGGCGUCAAGUCGCUCAUGGAGAGCUGCGCCAUCUCGCUCAGCCCGUACAAGAUCCGCUGCAAUUCUGUCCUCCCAGGCACGAUCGAGACGCCCAUCAACGCCAACGACCUCGCCGACAAGGACAAACGCGCCUACAUGGAGGGCCGCAUCCCGCUCGGCCGCCUCGGGCGACCGGAUGACCUGAGCGGCCCUACCGUCUUCCUGUUGAGCGACAUGGCGCAGUACGUGACGGGCGCGUCGGUCCUCGUUGAUGGAGGAGCCUUCGUCAACUUGCAAUAGAUCUUACUCUCUCUUUCGG